Molecule: messenger RNA, 3862 nt
Organism: Vicia villosa (hairy vetch)
Lineage: Eukaryota; Viridiplantae; Streptophyta; Magnoliopsida; Fabales; Fabaceae
Product: receptor-like protein 6
Exons: 1
Coding region: 576-3671 (1031 amino acids)
Molecular function (GO): protein binding
Source: RefSeq, a predicted model, not a curated record
AGAAAGGAUCUCCAAAACUUAAUAGAUGAGAUGUUGUAGGGCCAUUUUCUUGAUUUUGUGUGGUCCUAACUUGUGAAGGGAGUGAAACUCCAAAACAAGAAUGCUACAAUGUCAAACUAGAAUUAAAUGAAGAGUGGUUAGCCUGAAUAUUCAUACCCUUAAGUUGUGCAUUUGGAGUUCAUAAUACGCAAACUUUCUUUUCUUUCAAUAUGAAAGGUAGUCAGUCUCUCACCUAACCUUAUAAUAUUCAACAUUGAGGAGAAUAAGAUCAUAGCAACAGUGCUGCAGUCAACAACAGGCUUAUGUUUUUGUUGUCCCAGUUACUGUUUUAUCUAUGACUUAGUUUGCUAAGAAUUAAGAAUUCUCACUCACAAAAAACUAUUCAUCAAAAUUAAUUGUCUUAGUUGCUUUCUAUUCUGCAAUUGUAUUAAUUUUCUUUGCAGCAACUUCAUAGACAGUUCAACGAAAUUUCCUUUUAACUAUUGACCUGUUCCAAACUAGAAGAUACAAAGCAGAUUGCCUACGUCUGCAACUCUAUAUAACAACCAAUUGCCACUAAGAAAGAGUAAGCAACAAUGAAAAUUACAAUACUUUCAUUGUUUUCCUUCCUUCUUUACUUCUACUACAUAUAUAUCAGUUUCCAGAUCACUUUUAUCUCUGCCCUAUGUCAUGAGCAUCAACAAUCAACGCUACUCCAGUUAAAAAGCAGUCUCACGUUCAAGCCAGAAAGAUCAAGCAAACUGAAGUUGUGGAAUCAAAGCAUUGCAUGCUGCAAUUGGAGUGGUGUAACUUGUGACACUGAAGGAAAUGUUAUUGGCCUUGACCUGAGUGGAGAAUAUAUCUCCGGUGGAUUUGACAAUUCGAGCCGUCUUUUUGGUCUUCAACAUCUCCGGAAACUGAACUUAGCUUAUAACAAUUUCAAUUCUCUCAUUCCAUCAGGGUUCAGCAAGUUGGACAAGUUGACAUAUCUGAAUUUUUCAUAUGCUAGCUUUUUGGGGCAGAUUCCAUUUGAGAUUUCACAGCUUACAAGGUUGGUUACUCUUGACGUUUCUUCUUCUAGCUAUUUAACGGGACAAUGGCUGAAACUAAAGAAACCAAAUUUUGAGAAGUUUGUUCAAAAUCUGACUAGUCUUAGGCAACUGUAUCUAGAUGGUGUAAUAAUACAAGCUCGGGGAGAGGAAUGGAGCAAUGCUUUGUCGUCGUUGAAUGACCUGCAAGAGUUGAGUAUGUCUUACUGUGAUUUAUCAGGACCCCUUGAUUCUUCUCUAACAAAACUAGAGAAUCUAUCCGUGAUUAUUCUUGAUGGGAACAAUUUUUCAUCUCAAGUGCCAGAAACAUUUGCAAACUUUAAAAACUUGACCACCCUCAGUCUUGCAUUUUGUGGAUUGAUCGGUACAUUUCCAGCGAGGAUAUUUCAAAUGGGAAAGUUGUCUUUUAUUGACUUAUCCUUCAACUACAAUCUUGAUGGUUCAUUUCCAGAAUUCUCAUUGAAUGGAUCUAUCCAGACUUUAAGGGUAAGUAACACAAGCUUUUCUGGAGAAAUUCCACACGCCUUUGGUAACUUGAGGCACUUAUCUGAAUUGGAUAUUUCUAUUUGUCAAUUUAAUGGAACACUUCCCAAUUCACUGUCAAACCUUACAGAACUUAGAUACAUUGAUUUGUCACUUAACAGCUUCACAGGUCUAAUGCCAUCAUUUGGCAGGGCAAAAAACCUUACACACCUAGACCUUUCUCAUAAUGGUUUAAGUUGUGAAAUUCCAACAUCUUCUCACUUUGAAGAACUGCACAAUCUUGUCACCAUUGACUUGCAUGAUAAUUCUAUCAGUGGGAGCGUUCCUUCAUCUCUUCUUGCACUUCCAUUACUGGAGAAGAUUCUCCUUUCGUUAAACAAAUUUAGUAAAUUUGACGUAUACAUAAAUGUGUCUUCCUCUGUGAUUAAAACCCUUGAUUUAAGUAGCAAUAGUCUAUCAGGGCCUUUUCCAACGGCUAUCUUUCAGCUCCGUUCACUUUCUGUCCUCGAUCUUUCUUUUAACAAGCUAAACGGGUCAUUACAGUUAGAUGAGCUCUCGGAGCUUAAAAACUUAACUGCACUAGACCUCUCAUACAACAACAUAUCAAUCAAUUUGAAUGUUGCAAAUGAUGAUCAUACUUCCUUUCCCUUUCUUAGCAGCCUAUACUUGGCAUCCUGCAACUUGAAGACCUUCCCGAGUUUCUUGAGAAACAGAUCGUUGAUGAACAUUCUAGACCUUUCACACAAUCAAAUUCACGGAAAAAUUCCCAACUGGAUCUGGAAGCUACAAAAUCUCCAAAGUCUUAAUCUUUCUCACAAUAUGCUAACUGAUUUGGAGGGACCUUUGCAAAACCUCACUUCCAACUUGAUAUUCCUUGACCUUCAUAACAACAAACUGCAGGGACCAAUACCUGUUUUUCCUAGAUAUGCUUCCUAUUUGGAUUACUCGAUGAACAAAUUUGGCUCUAAUAUCCCAGAAGAUAUUGGUAAUUUUAUGUUUUACACAAUGUUUCUCUCGCUUUCAAAUAAUACUUUACAUGGGAGUAUCCCUAACUCAAUCUGCAAUGCUACAAAUCUUCAAGUACUUGAUAUUUCCAUUAAUAGCAUUUCAGGAACGAUUCCCUUAUGUCUAAUGGCAAUGACUGAAACCCUUGUGGUAUUAAAUCUGGGGAAGAACAAUCUCAUUGGCACUAUCACAGAUGUGUUUCCCUCUUCUUGUGUUUUAAGGACUCUUGAUCUCCAAAAGAAUAACUUAGAUGGUCAGAUUCCAAAAACUCUUUCAAAAUGCUCGACACUAGAAGUGUUAGACCUUGAUAUAAACAACUUCAUUGACACAUUUCCAUGCUUUCUGAAGAACAUAUCCACACUUCGUGUCCUAGUCUUGAGCAAAAACAAAUUCUACGGACCCAUCGAAUGCCCACCAACCAAUGGCAUUUGGCAUAUGCUUCAAAUACUUGAUCUAUCCUUUAAUAACUUCAAUGGUAAGCUACCUGAAAAGUACUUUACUAGAUGGGAGGCAAUGAUGUACGAUGAAAACAAAGUUGAAUCUGAGGUAAAACAUGUCCAAUAUCAGGUUCUUCCACAAAAAUAUUAUCAGGAUAGUGUGACAGUUACAGGAAAAGGCCAACAACUUGAGUUAGUUAAAAUUCUGUCAAUCUUCACAACCAUUGAUUUAUCAUCCAAUCUUUUUGAAGGACCAAUACCAAAGGUGCUAAUGGAUUUCAAAGCACUUUAUAUUCUCAACUUUUCAAACAAUCGUCUCUCAGGUGAAAUUCCAUAUUCUAUAGGCAACUUGAAACAAUUAGAGUCCUUAGACCUCUCAAACAACUCUUUGAUUGGCACAAUUCCUGUGCAGCUGGAAAACUUGUCUUUCCUUUCUUAUCUAAACCUUUCCUUCAAUCAUUUGCGAGGGAAGAUCCCAACAGGUACUCAACUUCAGUCAUUUUCAGCUUCUUCAUUUGAAGGAAAUGAUGGACUAUAUGGACCUCCAUUGACUAAAAUACCAGAAGAUAAGAGGCAGCUGCAUCCUGAACUUGAAUGUGGGAGGCUAGCAUGUUCAGUAGACUGGAAUUAUUUAAGUGUAGAAUUGGGAUCUGUUUUUGGUCUCGGCGUUUUCAUUGGUCCUCUCAUGUUUUGGAAGAAGUGGAGGAUAAGGUAUUAGAAACUUGUGGAUAAAAUUCUUUGCUGGAUCUUUUCAAGGAUGUAUCUUGAAUAUGUAACCCGUAGAGGACAAACAUACAUAGUUUUAAGGUGGCAUUAGUGACUAGUGAGUGUGCUAAUCAGCAAAGCAGUAUUUUCUAUUUUCAACAAUGUUGUUAUUUUAAGUGUAGCACUUGGAUUUGUUUUUUUUUU